Molecule: messenger RNA, 3927 nt
Organism: Haliotis rufescens (red abalone)
Lineage: Eukaryota; Metazoa; Mollusca; Gastropoda; Lepetellida; Haliotidae
Product: cartilage oligomeric matrix protein-like
Exons: 24
Coding region: 241-3555 (1104 amino acids)
Biological process (GO): cell adhesion
Cellular component (GO): extracellular region
Molecular function (GO): calcium ion binding
Source: RefSeq, a predicted model, not a curated record
GAAAUUCUAGCCCGAGACAAAGUGUGGAUUUGAUUUAUAAUGUUGGAGGUUGUCGUGGAGAGAGGAGCUCCCCGUCCCUUCCCCUAGGUCCAGUCUAGUUUACCCCCAUUAGUAAAUCCCUCACCUCACCUCAGUAGCACUGGCCGUUACCCCAAGACCAACUGGCCUGUUUCUGCGGAUACUGCGAGGCGUUGAGUGAGAGUGAUUAUCUGAAUGGUGACGGCGUGAGGACAGUCCACCAUGCAGUUGUUCACGUCACUGAUGCUGGCCAUGCUUGCUCAGGUCGUCCACGGUCAGCGUAGUAGGGAGAGAGUCAGACCAGUGCCUGACGCACGACUUGAAGAAGCGUUCGCAACGAGUAACGAAAUAUUCUUCGCUGGACAGUUCAGUGCCCCUCGUGACACCAGACGUAGCCUCGUUCUGGCUAGAAUCCAGAGUCCUCAGCUCCAAACACUGUUUGAGGUGUCGGUUGGGUUUACUCAACCACAAGUGGUCGUGCGUCUCCGCACACGUGACAGGCGGGAAUACCAGUUGACCUUCCCGACGCGUGCCCUACACCAGAAUGACCGGAAGCGCUUCAUCCUCCAUUUUACAGAGAUGGAUAAACCUAGCAAUGGUAUUCGACUGUUCGUGGACUGUCAAAACAUCGGCCUGGAUACAACCGAGAUCCCCAUCCGGAGUUUACUCAGGGGGAACCUCAAUGUUAGACGGACCCCGAACUUUAAGUUCUACUCUCGGACGUCGUUGGACAGCAUGUUGUUGUCUCAGGGCUGUGGCAGGAACGCAUACAACAUCCCCACGACGACAGAGGCCCCCAAACUGGAGGUUCCGGCGUGGGCAGAGGAGAGGUUCAGCCCUGAGAGGAAUGUUCCUGCUGAACGAUCGACACCCUCACCUGACACGUCAAGACAGCAACCAGAUGCGUCUAGAGGUCGACAGCCAGAUCCUUCCAGAGGCCGACAACCAGACACCUCCACGAACCGCCAGCCUGAUUCUGCGACAGGCCAGCAGCCUCAGCAACCUAGGGGACGACAAAAGCCCCAACAGAAAGGAGGGUACAUCAAUGUGGAUGAUCUUACUAACAGGAUUAACCCUACAGGACCAGGAGCAGACCCUUCCGUACAGAUGAUACAGGCGAUGUUGGAAUUGACGCGGACGGUGCAGGAACUUCAGCGUCAGAUGCAGAACCAGGAACGUGAGACACGCGCUUUGAGAGAGGUGCUUGCUGGUUGUGCAAUGUGUAGAGGAGCGAAUGAUCAACCCUCGCCCUUGAACGUAAGACGAUGCUCGUCCAGUCCAUGUUUCGAGGGUGUCAGGUGCGUUGAUACGGAGACCGGCUUCCGGUGUGGUGCCUGUCCGCGUGGUUACCAUGGAGAUGGAGUGACAUGCACGCGUCAUACCUCGUGUGCAGACAGCCCUUGUUAUCCAGGAGUCCGGUGUGUGGACGGGGAGCGAGGCUUCCGCUGCGGAUCCUGUCCCCCCGGGCUGACCGGUGACGGGUCACGACGAGGAUGCCAACCCAUCAAGGUCACGUGUGCAGCAAGACCAUGCUUCCCGGGCGUGACCUGUGAAGAUAGGGCCAGCGGCUACGUGUGCGGCCCCUGCCCCACAGGCUACUCCGGGAACGGCACCGUGUGCGAGGACAUCGACGAGUGUCGAUACAGCCGCCCAUGUGAUGACUUGGCCAUGUGUGAAAACCUGUCCCCCGGGUUCACGUGCUCAGCUUGUCCCCCGGGCUUCACUAGUCCAGAGAUUCAGGGGGUGGGGAUCGCGGCCGCUCAGCGUCAGAAGCAGGUGUGUACGGACAUCAACGAGUGCGAGGACGGUAACGGCGGCUGCGUCCCCAAUUCCGUCUGUAUCAACACUCCGGGUUCAAGGGUAUGCGGCGAGUGUCUACCAGGGUUUAUAGGGAACCAGACUGUGGGAUGCCGGGAGGGCGGCCUUCUGUGUCCUGACGGGAGUACGAGGUGCCACGGCAACGCCAAGUGCGUCCGACGACCAGGACAGGAGGGCUACUUCUGCCAGUGUAAGGUCGGCUACGCCGGGGACGGCAAGCUGUGUUUCCGCGACACCGACUUGGACGGCAUCCCGGACGAGGACCUGCCCUGUAGUCACCGACGGUGUAGGAAGGACAACUGUAUCGAUGUGCCAAACAGCGGUCAGGAGGACGCCGAUGGAGACGGCAUUGGCAACUCCUGCGAUGAGGACAUGGACAACGACGGUAUCAUCAACAAUCCGGAUAACUGCCCCUUGGUAGCCAACCCUGACCAGAGUGAUUCAGAACGUGACCCGGACAAGAGAGGGGACGCUUGUGACAACUGCCCCACUAUCCCCAACCCUGACCAGACGGACACCGACACAGACGGCAUGGGAGACAACUGUGAUCCGGACAUCGACAACGACGGUAUUCUUAACGAAGACGAUAAUUGUGUACGUGUUAAAAACGUGGACCAGGCUGAUAUCGACAGCGAUGGAGUUGGCGACGCUUGUGAUAACUGUCCGAACAUCAAAAACAAGAAUCAGUUCGAUAGUGACAACGACCUUGUGGGAGACGUGUGCGACACCAACAAUGAUGACGACCGUGACGGCAUACAAAACAACAAGGACAACUGCGUGGCCGAGCCUAACGCUGACCAGGUGGAUGCUGAUAAGGAUGGUCAAGGUGAUGCCUGUGACAGCGACGACGACAACGACAAGAUUCCCGACCCCGUGGACAACUGUCCCUUAGUGCCCAACCCUGACCAGUUGGAUUCGGACAGGGACGGCAAGGGUGACGUUUGCCAGGACGACAACGACGGCGAUGGUCAACCGGAUCAGCUGGACGUGUGCCCCGACAACGGGGACAUCUACGCCACCGACUUCAGGGCAUACCAGACAGUGAUCCUUGAUCCCGAGGGAGACUCGCAGAUUGAUCCUAACUGGAUCAUUCUUAACCAGGGUGCUGAGAUUGUGCAGACAAUGAACAGCGAUCCGGGCGUGGCCGUCAGUUUCAACGCCUUCAGCGGAGUGGACUUCAGCGGCACGUUCUUCGUGAACACCGAGGUGGACGACGACUAUGCCGGCUUCAUCUUCAGCUACCAGGACAGCUCCAGCUUCUACGUUGUGAUGUGGAAGAAGAACACCCAGACGUACUGGCAUCCCACCCCUUUCAGGGCCAAGGCCGAGCCGGGCAUCCAGCUGAAGCUGGUCAAGUCGGUGUCCGGCCCAGGCGAGGUGUUGAGGAACUCGCUGUGGCACACAGGCAAUACUAAAGGACAGGUGAAGUUGUUAUGGAAGGAUGAGCGGAACGUCGGCUGGCAGGACAAGACGGCCUACCGAUGGGAGCUGAUCCAUAGGCCCCACAUAGGCCUAAUCAGGGUGCUGCUGUUCAAGGAGACGGAACUGGUGGCUGACUCUGGCAACGUGUACGACACAACGCUGAAGGGGGGACGUCUCGGUGUUUUCUGCUUCUCACAGGAAAUGGUCAUCUGGUCUGACCUGGUCUACAGAUGUAACGAAUUUAUCCCCCCUGGGCUUCUGGAGGAUGAGGAUGAAGAGUAUGAAUACUAUGAAUAGGUGUCACAUGAUCUUGAUCACGUGUGAAUAUAUUAACUGUAGACAGAUUGUCACAUCAAAGUUAUAUUAAUAUUCAACCACCAUGGAGAAAUAUGUGCUUUCUCAACUGUUCUUACAUUUGAAGUAUUGUCCCUCCCUACGCGACCCCGAUAAAGAUGAAACUGCAGUCGGCCAUUUUAAGAGAUGGAGAUAUGGAAUGUACAUACAUUUUCCUCAUAUAUUGAAAUGUAAUUUCAUUAAGAAGAAGCAGUUAUUGUGAUUUUUAUUCAACAUUCACAACAGGUUAUAUUUUUAUGAUUCAUAUCCAUGUAAAUUUUUAUAUUUUUGUUUUUGUACAUAAAACAUAGGUAGAGUAAAGAGAUCGAUCUCAAA